AACGAUGCGUGAGUGCCUGUUGUCUCUCUUGUAGUUGGAGGUAACCUGAUUCCCAAGGCGACAGUUGCCAUUGCAAAACUCUCAUUCAGUGCUCUGCCUUGUCAUAGUUUAAUCUUUAACCAGCAUUAGUACAGAUGUAUUUAAUGGCCUCUUGAUUUUUGUCAUUAUUAUUUGUUUAACUAAUAACUUAUUAACCUGGAAUCUGAGGAGCAAAGAAAGUUGAAGAUUUUUUUUUUGAUGAAGACCAAAAUUUUAUGCAUGAGCAGGACGGAUCUCACCUGCAAAAUGAAACUUCCAACCAUAGCCUCCACACCAGUUAGUCUUCCUUCACCCUCAUCUCCAGCCAGACAGUCUCACCUGACAGGCACCUCAGUGACAUUUCCCCUGAUAACUGAAUGUGCCAUAUGGUCGAGCAAACGACCUAUUCCACGACUGGACCCUUUGCAUCCACCUUUUGUCCAAAAACGGACUGUGAGCUUGGAGACACCAGCUGUUCACUACCACAACCACCAGAGGGCUUUGAUAAUGCAGAGGAAAGAGCAUUACAGGUUUCAUCAAGUAUGGCGAAAACCCUUUUAUGGAACCAGCAGUGAAAGAGAGGAGUACAGGAAAGAUAUCCGUAAUCACUUAAAAAAGCAGAUGGAAGAUAAAAGUGUAGCCCUGAAGCUUCAGUUUACAAACAGAGCGAAAGAAGCGGAGUACCUGUGUGAAAUGGAUCGCAUAGAUUUGUCCAAAGAAAAAGAGCAAAGGAUUAUGCACAGAGCGUCUAUGACGGCAUAUAGGGACGAGAACAAGCGGCUAAUGGAGCAGGGCUGGAGGGACAGAGCACUAACACGUUCCCAGGAGGCUCUGAAGGAGAGAGAGCUGCUGCGCCUCAACCCUAUUAACUGGAGUGGCACACUGAAAUAGGCUUCACUUUCAGACUGGAAACAUCUGAUGUCUUACUAAAUGUGAAAUUCAGUAUUUGGUAUGUUUGCCCUUUAUUUUUGAGAGAUUGUUGGUCAUGAUAUAAAGGUUUGCGGUUGAAUUGCAAAAACUGUGACAACAAGCAUUUU
Messenger RNA from Boleophthalmus pectinirostris (great blue-spotted mudskipper), 1055 nucleotides. RefSeq lists its product as uncharacterized. Lineage: Eukaryota; Metazoa; Chordata; Actinopteri; Gobiiformes; Gobiidae. The coding region runs from base 238 to 909 and encodes 223 amino acids. The transcript has 6 exons. The record is from RefSeq and is a predicted model, not a curated record.